AGAAAAUUAUAUGCUUUUGUCUCCGGAGAAUUUGUUCUGUCGGGUUCUUACACUUUAUUAGAAUGCACCGGAAGUUAAAUAUCAAAAUGGCGAUCGCGUACAUAGAAACGUAUAAACUGCUGUUGAAAGAUUUGUGAUUUCUCUGCAAAGUUUUCAUUCUACAAUUACUUUGAAAGAGGAAUUGUAUGAUGUUAAGAACUAAUCAUGGCUGGGGAGAUGCACCAACUGGCUCAGACCAAGAUAGGAUGUGCCAUCAGGGAAGCAGAUCCUAGAAAACUAAAGUUGUUACUCCAGCAAGGAGAAGAUCCUCACUUUAAGGACAGGAAAGGGAAUACCUAUCUUCACUAUGUGAGCACGAUGAACCGGCCGUCCAUCUUCCAUAUUGUAGCAGCCACAGGAAUAGAUGUUAACCUUCAAAACAAACAUGGACACACUCCCCUGCAUGUCACAGCACUGCAGAAACAGAGCAGCCAUCUUGGGGACCUGAUGUGUUGGGGGGCUGACCCCUCUAUCCCAGGACUUGACAGGAAGACACCAGAAGAGGUGAACCAACAGGAUCAAUACUGGCAUCAUGUAUACGACAAAUACAAGCCAGGUAUCUUCCAAGCUGUCAAAGACCAUGAUGUGGAGAGAGUUAAUCAGCUGCUACAUUGCUGGUGUAAGAUGGACUCAGAAAGGAAUGGCCAGACUCUGCGUCAGUUUGCUGCUGCUCACAAACAUCAUGACAUUGUCAGUAUACUGGACCGACAUCGGGCCACCCUGGACGCCAUAUAUGGUGUCUUGGAACUGGACUACGAGAAACUUAAACGAGGAUUGAAAAAGACGAGAUGUGACGUAAAUUUCCUAAAUUUGGCUUCACAAAAACAGCACAUCCUGCAACAUGCCAUACAUCUGCGGGACUACAAACUCGUACAGAUGUUGUGUGAUGCCGGAGCUGAUGUCAAUGUCCAUGUCCGGUUAAAGAAUUAUUUCAGAGCUCCUCUCUUCUUUGAAGCCAUUUCACCUACAAUGCAGUCUGACAUUAUGUGGAAGGUUUUAAAGUCUAAUGCAAAUUUCCGCCUAAAAGAUGAGAGAGGUAGGAACGCCAUGCUGUACGCCUUAGACAGAGACAGGGGAUACAUGUCGCUAGAAAUCUUCCAGUUCAUCAUCGAAAAUGGCGGCAAUGUAGCAGAUAGAGAUGAGACUGGGGUAACCAUUAGAGACACCGCCAGGUUUGCUCGGCGACCAGACAUCAUCAACUAUAUUGAUAAGUGCUAUGUGAAGAUGAUACGAACCAGUGACAUGGACAGCUUAGAGAGUCUGGCUACACACGGUUAUGAUAGUAUGCUGAUCACUUACAACGGAUGGAUUAACUACAGGGACUCCUACAUCUAUGCUGCAGGCAACGAGACAGAUGACGUUCUCAAAUUCAUCGAGUGGCUGCCCACAUUUCAGAGUGAGGUCAGGUCUCUACAGCACAGUAUACAACAUGACACUGUAUCUUCUGUAAGGGAAAUCGUGGAGUCGUGUCAGAAACCAGACAUGCUCGUCAACUGCAGAGAUAAGGCAAUGAGGACUCCAUUGAUCCUAGCCUGCCUAUUUGCCCGCGAGGACAUCGUGAAGUACCUGAUAGACUUACCAAGAGUCGAUGUAAACAGCACGGAUUGUUGUGACAGAAGCUGUUUACAUUAUUCCUACCUGCUGGGAGUAGAUGGUGAUUCAAUACGAGACCUCCUUAUAUCAGCUGGGAUAGACACCGCUCAGAGGGACACAAAUGGGAGUCUGGCACAAGACUACGCCAAAAUCACGAAAAAAGAGGAAUGGCUUGAAAAUGAGAUACAUCCGGCAAAAUAUGGCAUGGAACUAGAAUUACUCUGUGUGGAUAAGUAUGAGGAGUUGUACAAACUGAUCCGUGGAAAAAGAAAGGGAUUGAGGGAAUUCGCAGAAAGUGUCAAAUACUUUCCAUUCCCAAUUUCAACAUUUCCCAAAGUACUUGGCCCACUGAUGCCUGGAUUCAGGGAUCUCAUCUUCCUGGCUAUUGAUUAUAGAAAGGAGGAUAUCUGCCUCCGACUGGCCGAUAUUGGGGCCGACCUCUUCAGAAAGGAAAAGUAUGCCGUGAAGAACGACGCGGGAGAGGAAGAGUCUGUUUACAUGACGGCAGCUGAGAGAGCCUGCGAUCUUGGCAUGACCGACACAGCUACGGUAUUGUCACGGAAACAAGAGUUCCGACGUAACCAGAAAAAGACACUUUUACCCAAACGAAUUCAUAGCCGUUUUCAGAAAGCCAUAGCUCUGAAACCUGUUCUCUUUAGAUCAAUCUACCUUGGGUGACCAGAACUUUUCUAAAACAUGUUUUAUCGAAGAUGUUUGAGUAUUGGUGACAAAGACUGUUUGUUGUGUUGUUCACCUGAAUGUUGUUUGUUAUCACUUAGUAAAUACAGUAUACUGGGUAAUUUAACUGUGAUAUUUAUCCAGCAAUAAGCCAAAUUCCUAUAGUAAUAAUUUAGCAUUUGUGCAUAUUGCUAUCUAUGUCCCAGUGAAAUAUUAUUUUGUUGUAUUGUAAUAAUUAAGUCGCCUUCUAAUUUGAGACAUAUCAUAUACAUGUAGGUUGGUCAUAUCUGCUUGUAAAGGUAUAAAGUUUUAAUCAUGUAAUUGCCUCCGAACUCCAACAGAAGUAAGGGGAAACAACUCUUCAUGAGAUAUCUGGAUGGCUGUCUCUUAAACAUUAUUAUUUAUUAAAUGGGAAGAAAUAUAUUUCUAUAUUAUGCAAUUUUUUUGUCAAAACUUUGAAAUGUAUGUCCAAUGAAGCUAAUAAAUUACAAACAGAACCUAGUCUAAUUUCCAAGCCCUACUGUAUUGCAUUUUUUAUGACAUAUAUCCAUGUAAUGUUCCUUUUUGUGAAAAAUAAAAAAAACCAGCAUUAUUGUCUCAGAUACUGAGGCAUUUUGGUUCAAAUUUAGCGCAAUACGUCCCUAUUAUACAUGUACUUGAACAUAGUAUGAUGUUAAUUACCUUUUCUUACUUUACUCCCGACGAAUUCUUACUGUGAUAUAAGCUUUUUCCUCAAGUGCCUCUCUUUACCUUUAUUUUGACUAGAUAUUUUUAAAAUGUGAGGAAACAGAUACUGAUUUACGGACUUUACUUUUACUACUGUCAUAACCAGUCUAUUGUUCGUUUCAAUUAACUAGAGAGUAGAUAUAUACAUGUAUGUUUGGAGGGAGAUUUUUAUUGUCAAUAAACUAGAUAGUAGAUCUGUAUGUUUGAUGGGAGACACUGCUAGAGUACCUAAUUGAUAUUAAUACGUUUUUGAGAGGUCAGAAAGGCUGAUCUGUCCAUAUACAUACACAUUGCUUUACAUGAGAGUACCGGUAUAUCCCGAUCCGAAGUUAUUCAUGCCAUAUAUUUUUCUGCUUCACACAUUGCCAUGUUGAAGAUUGUAGAAAAUAAAUAUUUUUUCAAAAUUG
Molecule: messenger RNA, 3443 nt
Organism: Pecten maximus
Lineage: Eukaryota; Metazoa; Mollusca; Bivalvia; Pectinida; Pectinidae
Product: poly [ADP-ribose] polymerase tankyrase-1-like
Exons: 25
Coding region: 205-2310 (701 amino acids)
Molecular function (GO): protein binding
Source: RefSeq, a predicted model, not a curated record